AAGAAUUAAAAAAAAAACGGGCAAUACUGAAAAACUUACCACAGCCUAACGGGAGUGUGUUCUGCAUGACAGUGCGUUACUUGCAUCCAAAUUUUGGUGUCAGUUGACCCGACUACGGCUGCGUGGACUGUUUCAAUUGGGAGUGCAUAGAAGACUGGAAUCAUCUUGAUGAGACUGUACAGACUGGGGAUGCAAACUGGGAUCCUGUGGCUGGUUACUUCAUGAUCACACCUGGUGAAAGAUGUACGAGAGUCAAAAGACCUGUCUAUGCAGUCUCGUCAAGAUAUAUUCGAGUUUGCAAUUUAUGUCUGUGAGUAAUACAAAAUUCUGCCCAGAGGUUCGUGGUUAUUGACAAAGAAUGGGCUUAUACAUGAUAUUCAUUUGGAUAUUUCUUAAUGGUGUUUGCAGACAUGUCAUUGAAGCUCAAGCUCCAGUUUUAUCAGCAAAUGCAUCUUCCGUUACUAAAGGACACCCAUUGAAAUUGGUAUGUACAUUAUCAGCCGAAACACUUUCAGUGACAUGGUUAAAGACAGACACAGGCACGACUACAGAACACACAAUUGUUACUGUCGGUUUAUCAGGUGGUUCAUGUGCAUCAGUUCCAAGUACUCCUCCAGAUGGGUUAGUGGUAACAUGCGGCAGUACAUUGGAUUAUGGAUGUACAAUCCCAUCUUUGAAUAUUUCUGAUGAUGGAGAUGUUUGGCGUUGUUCAGUUCCGAUUAAAGGGGUUACCACCUACAGCAACUCCCUGAGAAUAAAUGUCACAGAACCAGCACCAACACCAACAGAACCAGCACCAACACCAACAGAACCAGCACCAACACCAACAGAACCAGCACCAACACUAACAGAAGUUCAAGCUCCAGUUUUAUCAGCAAAUGCAUCUUCCGUUACUAAAGGACACCCAUUGAAAUUGGUUUGUACAUUAUCAGCCGAAACACUUUCAGUGACGUGGUAUAGGACAGACACAGGCAAGACAACAGAACAAACAAUUGUUACCGUCGGUUUAUCAGGUGGUUCAUGUAUAUCAGUCCCAAGUACUCCUCCAGAUGCUUUAGUGGUAACAUGCAGUACAUUGGAUUAUGGAUGUACAAUCCCAUCUUUGAAUAUUUCUGAUGAUGGAGAUGUUUGGCGUUGUUCAGUUCCGAUUAAAGGGGUCACCACCUACAGCAACUCCCUGAGAAUAAAUGUCACAGAACCAGCACCAACACCAACAGAACCAGCACCAACACCAACAGUAACAGUGCCAUCAGUUACUGGUGAGAAGCAUCUAGCUGUUGCAGUAACUUUGCUAGUUGUACAAAUAUGUGUGGUCCUCGGUGUAUUUGUUGUACUUCAUUGGAUACGAACACGACCUAGAGGAAUGAAUUUCGUUCUGUGGAGACCUUGGGUAGUUAUACAUGUUGGUGGAGUUAUUGAUCUGGUCGUUGUCUGUGUAUGUGGUGGGUACCAUGUAAAUAUCAACACUGGUGAUGGUGAUGGGGUACUCAUGACUACAGGUGUUAUUGUCGCAAUAAUCCUGACACUCAUUCUAGUUGUCGCAUUCGUAUUUUUGGUUACAAGAGCAACUAAAUGUUGUGGAUUUUACAAUACUAAGAAGGAAACAUCUCCUCUAUUAGAAAGAAAAGAGGUUCAUCAACAACUACUUUAGUGUGGUGGGCAACAAGGGUCAGAUAAAAGACGGUUCAGAUAGAAAGGUGAAAAUAAAUAAGAAGAAUGAUGAAGAGUUGAAAUAUAUAGUAUAAAAUCACCACAAUAGUAAUGUUAGGGAAACUAGUGGAUCCAAGUCUGAAUUCUGUGCUAUUAUUUGAUAUAAAUUGAAACUGUUUUUAAUACGAAAAAGAUGUAUCUUAUAUAACAAAAGACAUUUAUCAAAAUGUGAAAUUCAAUUGUUUUAUUCCAUUACAUGACAGAAGUAAACGGUCAUUAUUCUGGUAUGUGGUCAAAAAUGAGGUAAAUACCUUUUUUAUAACUAAAUAGUUUACUUGACCUCUGCAGUACUACACAUACACAGACUUAAAGAACCUAAAAAAAAUUAAAAGAAUGUGAAUAAUUUUCCAUUUGCAAUAUGAAAACUAGUCAUGUAGAUAUAAAUUUAAGCUCAUGUAUUGUACAAUUUAUGUCCAUGUUUUAAAUGGACUCUAAAUGGACGAAAUAUCAAAUGCCAUUAUCAUGAAAUGUUAUUGGUUUUUUCAGAGAUAAAAUCAUGUGUAUAAGCAUAAUAAGUAAUUAAAUUUCUCUGUCACAGCAAUGAUUGCAAAUUAUAUUAGGUUUAAGGAACUACCAAAGGUACUACUAAGAUAAAAGGAUUUACAAAGUGAAAGGUUAUCUGUGGACUGACAUGUACUUGUAAAAACAAAAUAAGGUCAAGUAUUGCCAAGUUAUGUGUUUCAAACUUGACAAUUUUAGUGCCAUACUGAAACAUAUUUAUAAGGUAAUGUUUAUGACAAGCAGAAAUGGGAAAAGGCUAUUACUUCUUAAUUGAUUAUAUAACGCGGGCAAUUUAUUAGUUUAUAUACACAAACUAUUUCCUUCCUACAUCUCAAGUACAUACAUAAAAUGUUGAGCCACUUUGUAUAACGGCUUGUGGAAUUACUGUGUGUGAUUUGUUCCAUUACAGAAUGGUAUCGAUUCUAAGAUACAAAUGUAAUUUUAUAUUGCAAUAUUUCCCUACAAAAUGUCUGAUAAGAUAAUUUUUAAAUUGAACGAAAGAGAUGAAUAGAAAAAUUAUUGUAAAUAUUAGUGUUUUGCCAUCUGGUUGUCAAAUUGGUAUCCAAGUGUGUAUUAUGUAUGAUUAAGUAGUUAUUAAGCAUAUACAGGCAUCAGUAAUUUUAAAUAAUGUUAGUUUAAACAUUAUAUAUGUUACAAAGAUUGUGAAGAAAGUUAUGAACACUUAUACUAAGUCAAAGUCGUUGGCACGAUAUUACGCGAGAGUGUGUCAUUGUAUUGUGGGGGAAACUGGAGUAGCCGGAGAAAACCCACUUGUCCGGCUUGAUGACCACUGACUAACUCACUAAAUUAUGUUGAUGUACAUCAAAAGAACUUUUCAUCAAGAUCAUAAUAAUCAUUUUAGUCAUCUUGUUGUAUGUCAGCACCUGACUGUGUUACGUUUGUUUAGUAGUAAUCUUAUUUUUCAUUGAGAUCGAUGUUAAUUUGAAGCUAGUCAAGUCAUUGUCUAGCCUUUAGCAGUGGUCGUCGGCAGCAACAUUGCACAAGAUUACAAAACGUUCAAGAUUCCCAAAAGAAACGGUACAGAUGCUGUCCGAAACAGAAUGCACAUGUCCACCAAGGUCCGUUUUAUAAACUUUGUUUUAUAAUGUUUUGAGUGUUGUCCCUUUUUCGCUUUACAAACUAUAUACGAGCGUGCCCUUUAGUGCCCUUUUAAACAUGGAUCUGUCUGAAAUUUUCUUGUUUUCAUCCACAUGAUCUUUGUGUGUUAUAUACUUAUAUCUUGAAGUACUUGAAAGUAUUGCAAAAUUUUAGCUUUAAGUAUCAUUUUAACGUGUUUAUGAUAUUAAUGGAUCAAAAUAUUAUGUAUAGAUUGUGUUGCAUAUUUGCGCCAGACUUUCUACAUACCUUAAGCCCUCUAGUUAUAUAUCAAGUCUUGUACAAAUCAGACUUAGUCUGUAGUCUCAGAUUAUUUUGAAACCCCAUAGUAUGUGGUUCAAGAAGAGUGUUUAAUACGUAAUGUAAGGGUGCCGAAUUUACAGUGACUGUUAUUAAAAAUCGAGGUUUAAUGCUCAUCAUUUUUUCUUGUGGGACUCAUAUUUAUAAUUGAAUCGUGCGUUGUGCGAUUCAUUGUUUUUUCCUCUAAAUAUAUAAGUUGAAAUAGUGACCAUUGGUUCCGAUGAUCUAUACGAAUAAUAAUUGCUUCACCUGCAUAUAUCCAAGAAUUCUGGCAAUGCAUAAAUGUUUGUUUUUUCUCAUUUAUUUUUCACAUAGAUACAUAUAUCAGUACAGUUUUAAAUUCUCAACAUAUACAACAUAUCUAUGUAUUUUAAUCGGAAAUACAUAUAUUCAGAAACAAUAUUGCCCUCACACAUGCACACGCACAAACACUUGCUCCCACACGCGCGCACACGCAUGCACACAUACACAUUUCAUACACACCCGAUCGUAUGAUGUUUAUACGAUCGGUGUCCCCUGUAUUCGAUUCCAUUAAUGUUUUUGUUUUUUAUAUUUUUUAAGUCUAAGAUUUCUUUGUAUGGCUAAUUGUGUCUUUUAUUAUUAAAUAUAUUGUAUGUUUAAGUACUUCCAAUUUAUUGUUGUGGGUUUCAAGUUUGUCAUUGUUCAACGCAAUUUGUUCUUCUAUUUUAAUCCGUAAUCUCAAAUAUAAUGCAUAUGUUAUGUAUAUGAACAGGAUGUAACUGUAUUCAUGUAAAUGGCUAUGUUGCUAAAAUUGCUUUACAACAAUAGAAUAGCUAAAAGACGGUAUAGUUAAUCGUUCAUUGUACAACAAUGGUAAGAGUACUUGUCUAUUAAUUUGAAUGCUGCUUAUGUCAAGAAAUCAUUUGCUUAUAGGGAGUCAUUGUUAUGUGAAACAAAUUAUGUUAUAUAUAGACUGUAAAUAUUUAUGGCUGCUAUAUCAUGUAUGAUUAUAAGUUGAAAGUUGACGGUUUAAGUUUGUUAAGAUGUUAAAGUGUAUUAGUGUUAUACAUGUUCUUCAUGCUUUAAUUGUGUGACAAUGGCAGUAUAAUCAGUUGCUUACAGCCUAAUGUAUAUAUCGGCAAUAAAUAAUUACAGCCUAAUGUAACUAGCAGGGAGUAGCAGCCAUAAAUAUUUACAGUCUAGGGCUUGACGAUAUAUAAAAACAACAUUUAAAUGUUUACCACUGCGAAUAGAAAAUGUAUUUUAAGUGUGAAAUGAUGUAUUUAAUCUUUUUAAAUAGCAUCAGUUGAAUUGUAGUAAACAUUGAUCACAAUGGUAUUUUAAAUGUUGUGUUGUAACCAAAGAUAGUGAUCAUGAAUAUAAUGACUCAGAAGUUUGAAACCAACAUUUAAUUACAACAAUAAUCAAUACAACAUACUUGGAGGGCUUGAUGCUAAGGGGUUGUAACUCAAUUAUACCAUUGAUGGAGUUACGCCAUUCUUCCGGGAAGCCCUCUGAGAGCACUUGACAAAAUUGAAACGCCCGAUCUUAAUAGUUCAGUCAUAGCUGGUAUAAACAUGCAUGUUUAAUAAGUAACAAAAUAGAUUCAUGAUGUUAUGCAUGGUUAAAACAGAAUGCCCAAAUAUGUUGUUUAUUACAAAGUUAUAUUAACUAAUACACUGUAUGCAUUGACAGAGCAUGUGCAAGAUGUUGUAUUCUCUGUUAAAUUGCAAUAUUUAUCAUAUUCAGGAAGUAAUUUGUAAUUUAGUAAACUAUGUAUUCAUUGUGUUGCAUUUGUUGUGCACUAUUAAAAGGCAAUAACUUUUUUUAGAAUGUUAAGGGAUUUUCCCACGGUUAACAACAUCAUUCAAUCCGAAUAAUGUAUGUCAAAUUAUUUGCAAGGUUUUCUGUUGGGUUGUUACAUAAACGUUUAAUGUUUGAUUUCAAUAUCAUUGAUUUACAGAGUUAUCGUUUUGGUACAAUUUUGGCAUGUAAUAAGCUCUUUAUCAAAAUACACGAUAAAGUAUGUUUCUAUCUAUCUAUUAAUGUUAUGCUCACCGGAGGGGCAUAUAGUGGCCGCUUUGUCAGACAGUCCGUUAUUCCGUCCAUCCGUCACACCCUUGUCCGGAGAUAACCAUAAUCAGGCCCAGCAUUUUAGUAACCUCCACUGAAACUCCAUUUAUCUGAUAGUGUUUAAAAAUUGUAGCUUGUCCGGGCCAUAUCGUGGUAAAUACUAAAGGGAUUGAAAUGAAACUUGAAAUAUAGAUAAAUGGCAAUAAGAAAAAGUGCAGUAUAUGAUAACUCUAGCCAUGCCCUGCAUAUUUUCUUGAUCUUCUCUUAAAAUCCUCCCCUUAACCAUGACAUUUCUCGAUGACGGAUGCUUGUCCGAACCUAUUAAAGGGAUCGAAUUGGAAUUUAAUAUUAGUUAGUAUCUUAAUCAUUGCUAUAAUAAUCAUACUGCUGUAUUGUUUAUUUUGAAUACUUUCAUAUUCUGUUUUAUUAGUUUGAAUGUUUCUUAAAUAAAAGUUUUCUUUGCCUUGA
Mya arenaria is the source of this 6129-nucleotide messenger RNA. RefSeq names its product platelet glycoprotein Ib alpha chain-like. The coding region runs from base 359 to 1651 and encodes 430 amino acids. Lineage: Eukaryota; Metazoa; Mollusca; Bivalvia; Myida; Myidae. The transcript is spliced from 18 exons. The record is from RefSeq and is a predicted model, not a curated record.